UUAUGGGGUUGUUUAUAAAGGGCGUCACAAAACGACUCAGCAGAUAGUCGCCAUGAAGAAAAUCCGAUUGGAGAGUGAAGAGGAAGGUGUUCCCAGCACUGCAAUCAGAGAGAUUUCCCUUUUAAAGGAACUACAGCACCCUAAUAUUGUAUGUCUUCAAGAUGUACUAAUGCAAGAUGCAAGGCUGUACCUUAUAUUUGAAUUCCUUUCAAUGGAUCUGAAAAAGUAUUUGGAUUCUUUACCUACGCGCCAGAUGAUGGACCAAAUGCUAGUAAAGAGUUACCUGUACCAGAUCACACAAGGGAUUGCAUUCUGUCACUCAAGGAGAGUUUUGCACAGAGACUUGAAGCCUCAGAAUUUGCUGAUUGACAGUAAAGGUGUAAUUAAGUUGGCUGACUUUGGACUGGCUCGUGCCUUUGGUGUCCCUGUCAGAGUUUAUACUCAUGAGGUUGUGACACUGUGGUACAGGGCACCUGAAGUACUUCUUGGUUCUGCCCGUUACUCCACACCAGUGGAUAUCUGGAGUAUUGGCACGAUAUUUGCUGAAAUGGCCACUAAGAGACCUCUCUUCCACGGAGACUCCGAGAUUGAUCAACUGUUCAGAAUUUUCAGGACUCUGGGUACACCGAAUAAUGAAAUCUGGCCUGAGGUCGAGGCUUUGCCAGAUUACAAGAACACCUUUCCCAAGUGGAAACCAGGCAGCUUGUCACAAGUGAAAAACAUUGAUGCAAAUGGCCUUGACCUUCUUGCAAAAACCUUGAUUUAUGAUCCUGCCAGAAGAAUAUCUGCAAAAGAAGCUUUGCGUCACCCGUAUUUUGAUGACUUGGAUAAGUCUAGUCUCCCUGCCAAUAUCCAAAGGAAUUAAUAGCUUUUGAAAGGUGUGUCACCCUAUUUGGCAGUGGGCCAUCGCCAAAUGCACCAAGACCACUUUUCUCUACCAACUUUUUAAAAAAAAAAAAAAAAUUGAGCUACAACAAUUUCUGUAUUAAACCUCUAGAUUUGUCUGUUCAUAUCUAUGUAUUUCUUUCUUUCUAACUGUACUAUUGUGGCACAAUACUGAAUGAUUUUGUACCUGUAUAACUUGUAAAUAUAAAUAAAGGCAUAAUGUACACCAUA
Messenger RNA from Rhincodon typus (whale shark), 1116 nucleotides. It is a transcript of the gene cdk1, whose product is annotated as cyclin-dependent kinase 1. Bases 53 to 865 code for a protein of 270 amino acids. Gene Ontology annotation, biological process: protein phosphorylation; mitotic G2 DNA damage checkpoint signaling; G2/M transition of mitotic cell cycle. Gene Ontology annotation, molecular function: ATP binding; cyclin-dependent protein serine/threonine kinase activity; RNA polymerase II CTD heptapeptide repeat kinase activity. The record is from RefSeq and is a predicted model, not a curated record. NCBI's taxonomy places the organism in Eukaryota, Metazoa, Chordata, Chondrichthyes, Orectolobiformes, Rhincodontidae. Gene Ontology annotation, cellular component: nucleus. The transcript is spliced from 6 exons.